Molecule: messenger RNA, 566 nt
Organism: Mycena citricolor
Lineage: Eukaryota; Fungi; Basidiomycota; Agaricomycetes; Agaricales; Mycenaceae
Source: the annotation of a GenBank genome assembly
ACAAAUUCCCAUUUCUGCGCUCUUAUUACACACUCGUUAAUGCUUCUAUAUGACUGACUAUCACCCAGAACUCGACACUAUCUGCAUAAAUCUCUGUACACCACGGAUUCCAUCUCAAGCUCGAAUUUGGAUGCUAUAUAAGAGUGUCUCUGGGGUACACCCCAAUUCCAUCCAUGAAGCUGAGUAUUUCCCUCUCUUUUCACAGUUACAGCUCGACAUAUACACUGCUCGUCGACUCGAUCCUGGCAUUAGAACGACCCCAUCUACAUCCCCCAGCCUUCAAAACGCUCCCCUUGCUGCCCAUUUCGAGCUGCCGACCCCCCCUGAUCUUCCAGACAGUAAUCCCAGUCCAUUCCUUCGAAUUCUGGCCGCCCAUUCGCUCCAAAAUCCCCUGCCCCAUACCCUGCAUGCUGCGAAUGCCUCUUCGCUUCAGAUGCACGCUUAUUCGGGUUUCCCUCCCUCUCUCAUUGGGCGCUCAAAUCCUGCGAUUUAAUCGCACCCAGAGCGAUAUUAUCGCAUAUUUUCGAUCUUUGGGGCUCCUUCACUUGUCUGACUACGCUGCAGGG